AUGAUAAAGCAACAACGGGUACAGACAAUUUAUCUAAAAAGAGUGGACUAUACUUCUAAGGGCGUUCCGAUCGAGUUGAAAGCGGUAAGACGGCUUUUGUCAACGAUUUUCUUGAAUUCGGCGAAAUUCAGGGACAUACGUCAUCUGAUCAAAUAAAAUUUGUGAAAACUAUGGACAAAGUAAUAAAAGAACCUAGAAAGCCUCACAGGAUUCGGUUGAUCAAGGCUCAAUCAGUUCAAGAGCCCAUCACGGAGCACAAAAAAAUAUCAUGGCAUUGCUCGUAAGUUUUAUGAAAUUUAUUUCAUCAAUUGAUUGUUUUUAAAAUUUCAAGACUUUUAUGAAAGACUUUUCUUUUCAGAGUAUGUCGUAAAGAACUCUCCUCAAAGCGAUCUUACACGGAACACAUGAAUAUACACAAGGGAACUAGACCUUUCGCUUGCGAGAAUUGCGACUAUGCAGCUGGUUCAGUCAUCGAAUUUGAUCAGAAAAGAAGAGAUUUAAUUUAGCGAGCCAAAUGACGCUGCACCGGCAUAAGUUGCGGAAUCACACGCCGCGUUCGGAAUGGGGCUACAAAUGUCCCUAUUGCUCCGAAUCUUAUAUGGAGCCGGCCAGCUAUCAGCAACACGUUCAGUUCGUUUUGAAUAUCCACUUGAAAUAUAUAUUCACUACAGAAAAAAAGAAAACCAUCAUUUCGAUCAAGUUUCCGAAAAAAACCUUUUUCCGUUAGUAUACUUCAUUGACGGCGAGCUUGCGUUGAAAAAUGCCAAAGUAAAAAUUGCCGCUUAUUUUUGUAUUUAAUGAAUCUAUUGAAUACUUCAUGCCGUUGCUAAACGAACGGGAUCCUAUGAAUGUUUUAUCUUGUUUUGGUUUUUUCUAACUUUAACGUAUUGAUAUAAUUUAUUCAAAACUUUCUCAGAGCAAAUCAUGUCGGUAGAUCUGCGACCUACGGCUGUCCAUCAGCUGCCUGUAAUUUCAUUUCGAAGUCACAAAGACACUUCCGUGAACAUCUUAUCAAGCACAAGUAAUGAUCUCGUCUGAUUAUUCAGCUCAUGGAUCUUUUGAAGUUAUAAUGAGUCGAUCGGUGGCGGAGAAAAUCUGGGGUCCUUGUCCAAUGAUGGCCUCAUUCGUUUCCUUGUCAACGACGAGUUCGGUUCGUUUCUUGGUUAUUUCUGAAGUUUAGAAAAGAUUACACUGCUAUAGUCAAUUCAAAAAGCUGCCAAGUCCAGCAACGACAUUAUCUGUGAUGACUCUCUUUUCAAUCAUUUCGAAAAAGUAGUAAAAAUCGAAGAAAAAAAAAGAUUUUAGAGGCACCCUUAUGUGACCACAGCAAUAUUAUGAAAUAAUUCUCUCUUUUCUCGGCUUAGUCAUUGUUUCGCUCUUUAAAUUGACCUUUUCCCUCUCUAGGCGCCGGCUACCAACCGAAGAAAAGCGAGAAAAAAGCGGUGAUUCGCGGCCGAAACGUCGCCGUCGCGAUCACACGGCCUCCAUUCGUCGUCCACCCCAUUUCUGUGCGAUUGAAAACGCCUGAAGACAAUAGGAUUGCUCAGUUGUCCAUGUAAGCUUUGAUUUCGCAGAUUGUUCUCUAAUAUUGUUUCAAGAGCUUCUGCAAACGUCCCUAAAGGAGAGACGCCAUCCGAACGCCUCUUUCUUCAGAAGAAUCUGAACGGAGCUGUACGUUUUUUUUCUCUCAUCUGAGUUUUUAUAAAACCUUCCAUCCUUAGUUGGGUUGAGAAAUACGGAAUUUUGGGGUAGAGCCAUAGAAAGAAGUUGUUCUUCAGAUUUUGCAGAUAUCAGGAUCAAAAAAAAGACAAGGCUUAAUCGCCGUUUUAUCAAAUAAUUGGAGGACCGAGGAAGCUCCCUUGGAAGUAAUUCUUGAAAUGACUAGCGAGUUAUUUUAAAAUGGUCAAUAUUUAUUGAUUAAAUAUGGCUUCCUAUCGGAAAUUAGCAUCAAAGACGAAAUCCCAUAAAAUCUGAAAUUCAUUUCUGAGUACUUGUUCAAAAUAAUUUCAUCUUUUCAAGAAUAGUAUAUUUUGAGAAAUUUUUUCAAAUUUAGGAAAGCAGGCCUCGGACUUUUGCUUUAGUGGUUUGCCGUGUUUUUUCAUGCAGUAAAUUCAUCAAAAAAUGUUUUUAAUUCGUAUUCAAGAAAUUCCGCGUUUCAAAUAAUUUAUUGGUUUUCUUCUUUUGAAUUUAAGGGUUAAUGUGAAAUUAGUUUUGUCAUGUUGAGCAAUUCAAAAUUUCUUUUGAUAAACAUGCAAAUUUUAAUGAAUUAUUUCAGAAAAUGUUUUGAAAAAAUUCCGAUGCUCAUUGGAUUAAGUGACUCAUAUUCGUAAUUUAAAAAAAAGUAAAUUUCAGUCCGUUUUCCGAAGAAUCUGUGUACAACCAACUGUUCGGGAACCUGUAACGGUAGGCUUAAUUUUCUCUUGAAAAAAAAAAGAUUUCUUAGGAUUCGGAUGACGAGGGUCCUCCUGUUUUGGAACAACAGCAGAAAGAAGUUUUUGCUUCAGACAACGAUUGGAUCGAAGCUGAAGUUGAGGUAUCACAUCAUUUUCUCAUGUUUUUGUGAUUUUUCGGUAAAUAAGAUUAUAUAUUCUAUGAGAAAAUGUCUUUGUUUGCUUUCUCCCGUCCGAAAAAAUGGAAUAAAUUGAGAGCUUUUACGAUGAAUCAUGUGAAAGAUCGAAAAACGAGAUAGCAAGUGUUUAUAUUUCGAAAACGUUUCAAAAUUGGUUUUUUUUGUUUAAUUUUCCAAAUGGUUUGUCAGAAAAAAGUUUACAAGACCGCCCUCUUUUCUCGCUAUAAAGGGCAGCAAUAGAAGCGAGAAACUAACGUUUUCCACUCUCAUGUCUUGUUUUUCAAGGUUUCCACGAACAGCGCCCCUUUUCCAAACGGUUUGAUCGACGACGACUUGGACUGA
Messenger RNA from Caenorhabditis auriculariae, 2911 nucleotides. The record is from the annotation of a GenBank genome assembly. NCBI's taxonomy places the organism in Eukaryota, Metazoa, Nematoda, Chromadorea, Rhabditida, Rhabditidae.